Pteropus alecto (black flying fox) is the source of this 1764-nucleotide messenger RNA. RefSeq names its product chromosome unknown C17orf47 homolog (gene CUNH17orf47). Lineage: Eukaryota; Metazoa; Chordata; Mammalia; Chiroptera; Pteropodidae. Bases 1 to 1764 code for a protein of 587 amino acids. The record is from RefSeq and is a predicted model, not a curated record. The transcript has 2 exons.
AUGGGAUCUACCCAGAGGGGCAGCAUCUAUCAAACAGUCAAGAUGAAUAAAACUGGGUCCAAGGUAGCGGCUUCAGGACUGAAAGGGGCUGAGACUACUAACACAUCCCCUCAGCGGGGACACGGGUACAAUCCUGCCUCAAUCCAGCGAAGUGUUGCAGUCUCUAAAAGCCCUUCUGUGCAUCAAAGACCAGAAGCUGGGAAUCCCACCAUUCCCUCUUCAUCAUCAUACUAUUCUCAAUCUCUCACCCUCCAGUUAGCACCUGGCUUCUCUGGAGGACCGAUCCCUCGAACUGAGCAGUCAAAAUCAGAAGCAUACCGCCAUUCUUCUCUUCAGCGAAAGAUCCAGCAAAGUCAGACAUCAGCUUCCAACGUUGUCCAGAUGCAGCGGAAUGUUAGUCCUUCCAGAGAGGAAUCACCACGAAGGGGGCGUGAGAGCAAGUCAGGGCGUGACAUCAGUAAUCGUUACUCGUUAACUCCAGAUACCAAAUCCUCUCGCCGAUUGAGUUUUGUAGACCAGAAGAAUAACAUACAAAUCUUACAAGAAGAAGACCCACCCUCCAAGGUCCAGUACCCACAAGGAGUCAGAGUUCCCCGUAAGACUAUGGUUUGCCCAAAGGAUGAAGCAGUCCAAACUGAGCCCAUUCGCAAGUAUGUGACUUCUGCUGAGAUCAGAUCUUCAAGGAGACCCUCUAGCCCAGAACACGGCAGUAGCCGCAUCUGUGCAGACUCUCGGACAGCCCAGAGAAAGAUCCCUGGCCAAGAGUCUGAAAUGAGUCGUCGCAGCUCAAUUUAUGCAGAACCCAAGGCGUUGCAUAGGAAUGUAAACGUGGAAUCAUCCCCCAGACCCCCUGUGCUUAAAGAUUUGGAUGGUGGACACCGAGUUCCCAUGCGCUCAGACCCUGAGUCUAUCCUCAAGUAUUCUGCCUACACUGAAAUCAAGCCCUCCCCAAAAGUCUUACCAGAAGCGGAGUCCAAUGUGAAGUCCUCAAUGCGUAGAGACAGCGAGGUUGGCCGCAGGGUCACCAUCUCCCCAGGGGUACAUCCAGUACAGUCACCUCAUCGCAUGACAUCUCGAGCGGCGUAUGAGAGCCGCCGCAAACUUUCCAUGUCUGCCACACCAGAACCCAUCUAUAAGCAGCACACCCCAAGGCCCUUAGAAAGUGUCUACAUGUCCCCAGGACCUAUACACAGGUAUCCAGAACCCUCCCGAAAGCCCUCCAUCCGUGAAAAACUGGAACUGACCCCUCGGCCCUUACCCCCUCGGUCCUUACCUAGGUACGGGCCUGAGUCCUCAUGGUGGGCCUUACUCAAUCCUGAAAUUGAAAUGCCCCAAAGCCGGCCGACAACACCUGAUUUCGAAUCUAAGUCCCCUCCUCCCCUAGACCCUUCAUUGUCCUGUUUUGAAAUGGACUCAAGCCUUUUCUAUGAGGAUGUGAUGUUCCAGAGAGAGAAGGCAAGUCCAUCACCACCAGCAGCACCAUCACCAUCACCACCAACAGCACCAUCACCAUCACCACCACCAUCACUAAAAGAGCCUCCGAGCCAGGCACCAUUGAGGAAAGUGCCACAAGCCCCCAAAUACACCUCCAAACAACCCAUUCAAAGGUUUAGUGCUUUCUUCUUGGAUGUCUCUGAGGAAAUGUACAAUCGUGUCAUCUGGUGGCUAAAAGGUCUGUGCUUUUCCCUUUUGUGUGUCCAUUGUGGGGGGAUGGGAGGCAGGAGGACAGUUGGGAGGGUGGCCUCAAUGUAUCUACCGAACUAG